Prunus armeniaca (apricot) is the source of this 240-nucleotide messenger RNA. NCBI's taxonomy places the organism in Eukaryota, Viridiplantae, Streptophyta, Magnoliopsida, Rosales, Rosaceae. The record is from the annotation of a GenBank genome assembly.
AUGGCUCCUCGUGCAAGCCUCAAAUUUGGGUUCUGCCUUUUCCUGGUUUUGCUUAUAUUUUCCAACUCUGAGUCUCGUCCUCCUCCUGCUCCAUUAUAUAGCAAGAUGAGCAAGCAGCAGGCAUUGAUGCAGAUUAAAGUCUUAAGGGCUAGCAUUGCAAGGCAAGCCGCAGCUGCAGGAAGUGGAUUAACGGACUCCAAGCGAGUCAGUCCCGGUGGCCCCGAUGGACAUCAUCACUAA